Messenger RNA from Acanthosepion pharaonis, 645 nucleotides. The record is from the annotation of a GenBank genome assembly. NCBI's taxonomy places the organism in Eukaryota, Metazoa, Mollusca, Cephalopoda, Sepiida, Sepiidae.
AUGCUUCCUCCUGAAACCUCCUUUCUACUUCUCUCUUUACUCCCAUCCACGUUUUCAGAACUCAGAGUUAUCUCCUCGUCAGUUGCAAUCCUUCAUCUUCCCUCCGCUACUCUCUCCAAUCUUCUAUCAGCUUUAUUUAGUUUUCUCUCUCCCUGGCGUAGCAUUUUUUUUUCAAGUACGCAUGUCGUUACUUUGCCAGCGUUAGACAAGCGGACACCUAGCCAUUCUCUCUUAACUUCCUUCCGUAAAAGCCAUCAGAUGUCUACAAGGCUCUGCUCCAGGGACCUUAUCUACUACCUUUUUAUCUGUCUUUCUCCGCUUGCGUAUCGGUCCUUAUUUGUUGUGUCUAAUGAGCAUCUCCCACCCAGACUGUUGCGCUCAAUUGCUCAAUCUUUCUCUUCUCCCCACCCCCAUCUCGCUAUCUAUCUAUCUAUCUAUCUAUCUAUCUAUCUAUCUAUCUAUCUAUCUAUCUAUCUAUCUACACUCUUCUUUUCUACUUUAUUCCAUUUUUUCGUUUUAUUUUUCCGUGUUAAGAAUAGAAUUGAUUUUCCUUGCCCUCCUCCUCCCUUCCUGGCAAUUAAUCAUUUGGCGACUGAUCACGUGGUCUGUACCAGUCAUGGCCGCCCAAACGGAGCAAACAAAUGA